AAGACCAAAGAGUAAAUUAUUAUAGACAACGUUUUUGCUCUCCCGUCUAUGUCGGCUGUCUAUGGUUCUUUUCUUAACUUUUUCUAAAAGACUGCCGCGGAUGAAAUCUGAUCAGAAAAUUCGAAGAUUAUUUUUUCCAUAUUAUUUGGAAUAUAUCAAGUAAUUUAUGGAUGCGAGUCAGAUAAAUUAUACAUUCGAGGGUAUACCUACUUACUGAAAACUAAUAAGAUUUUGAAUACAAUGGACGAAAAAAUUAAAAAAUGUUGUCCAAAUUGCUGUCAGUUAUAUCAACUGAAAGCAACAAAUUCCAAAUUCUUUCCUAAUCUUCCACUAUUCCUGACAUGUGGUCACUCUACGUGUGAGAACUGUGUCCGAAACUUGGUGAAAUUUGGAGAACCAAUUGAUUGUAAAAUAUGCCUCACAACCAUGCAACUGGACGCUGCAGAUGCAGAUCAACUGGUGCAGAAUAAAGUGUCACUGUACAAGUUGUUUCCCGUCAAUGUUUAUAUGGUUGGAGAGCUUGCAUUGCAACAUAUGGAGAUUAAAGAUUCAAAUAAAGAGAUACCAGCUGAUGAAUAUUACACAGAUAUAAAAUCUAUCAUUAACAAUGUUGAGAUACAAGAUGAAUGCAUUGAAUGCCAUGGACCAACUUCAAAAAUGUGCCAGCAGUGUGUGCAAAGCCUUUGUAAGGAUUGCUUCAACAAAACACAUAUGAAUUUUGCAGUUUUCAAAACGCAUGUACUUCGAAAUAUUGAAUCUUCACCAGAAAUAUUUAAGUGCAACGUCCAUACUGAUACAAUGAUGGGAUUUUAUUGCAAAGACUGUUCAAAAUUUUUUUGUGUGAACUGUGCGUUGCUAGGAGAGAGGGCUUGCAAAGACCAUGAUGUAAUAACUAUUCGCGAAGCGAAUGAAAAGUUUGCAUCUGACCUUUCUGAUUUGGCUCCCAAAGUUGAUGAAAUAUUAAGAAGACUCACUAAUACUAGUGUGGAUAUUGGAAAUUUGCUGACGAAGUUGCACAACGAAGGAACUUCAUCUCAAUAUGUGAAAAUGUUCAAUAAUGUUGAACAGCACUAUUCCAAAAUCAAUGCCAUCAUACAAAAACAAAAGGAUGAUAUUACAAACAAACUGUUUGAAUUGAAAGGCCAGGAAAUGGAAUCUCUAUAUAAAACCAAAGAUAUUGUUUGUGAGAGUAUUAAGAAAGCAAAAAGCACUUUAAAUGAUAUAAUUUCUUUGGAUUUAAAUAGACUAAAUGAGUUGAACUUAAUGACGCUUAUCGACAAAGCAAUGGAAGUUGUUAACACUCCAUGGUACUUGCAUUGCGACGAUGCUGAAAAUACCUUAAAUUUGGUAGUGAAAGAUGAUUUGUAUUCAUUAAUAGACGACUACAUAAAAGUCGAGGGCAACGCCAGUCCAAAAUAUGGUUUGUACACUCAUGAAGAGUUAGCUAAAAGCAAUAAAGACAUACCACCAGUGCCAAAGUCGAUUGUGUACCCACCAGAGCUUGUUAAAGAUGUACGCCAAAAAACGAAACUGCUAAACAAACCGGCCGACCGGCCGGCCAAAAAGCCGGUUGAAGCAGUUCUGAAGCAAUCAUUUAUUAAGGACAUCCCACAGUAUCGCAGCAGUAAGGGCGGUUCCACUAACUCCCUCAAUUCCAACAACAGUGAUACUUCACAAAAGAAAUAUGUUUCUUAUGACCAGCGUCGGCCAGUGGCAUGCACGACGCCAUUUCAAGUCACUCCGGAACCUAAACAGCUACAAGAAGGCGCCCAGGAGCUGGUGUACGUGUCUCACAUCGUGGACCCGAACAAGUUGUAUGCGCAGCGCGUCUGCCUGCAGAGCACGGUGCAGGAGUUGUUGCGCGAGUUCCGGAACGCCGGCACCCUGCCCAGGCCCUCGCUCAAACAUGUUGCUAUUGGCAAAGUGUAUUUGGUGCACAUCAAAGCCGACGCCAUGUGGCACCGGUGCCGCAUCGAUGGCGUCGAUGACCGGAGUACGGACAAGCCACUGUAUAAAGUGUUCUGCAUUGACUUUGGCAACACUGAAAUUGUUUCAAUCGACGAAUUGCGUCUCAUUCCCGUGGCUCGAUUGCAAUCGCCGCCCCCGCUGGCCAUCGAAUGCUGUCUAGCCAACUGCCAGCCGAUCGACAACUGGAGUAACGAUGCCGCCUUGCUCAUCCAGAAAAUAAUCGACAACAAGCGAGCUGUCAUGUAUAUCCGGCGCAUUCUCUCUGUGGACGACGGCAUAUUGAGAGUGGAAUGCGAUAUAACUACAUUCGAGGGCGGAGUGAGCGUUGCGCACGCGCUCGCUUUCCAAGGCUUUGCGCGCAUGCCCAAUAGUAACCUGACGUACCCAAAAAUGAUGACUCUCUGUGAAAACCCAAAAAUAUAUGUUACCAAUGAUUACAAACAAAAUUCUAUUGAGGAUGUGGUCAUUACCCACGUGGAGAGCCCAGAUGUCUUCUUUGUCAGAAAGUGCCAUCAUCCUUAUGAAAAAUUGUGUGAAGAUAUGAAUAGAGAAUACCGUACAGGCGAUAGCAAAGGAAGUGUAUAUUUGCCUGAAAAGGACGCAGCGUACGCGGUACUUGUGUCUGGGCGCGGCAUGGGCACGGUGUGGGCGCGCGGUGUGGUGCAGGAGCUGUCGGGGCGGCGCGCGCGCGUGCUGCUGUGCGACUCGGGCGAGCGGCUGCUGGUGCGCUGCGACCAGCUGCGCCGUCUGCACGCCAAGUUCACCACGCUCAAAGCGCUCGCCACACAGUGUCAUUUGGUCGGUAUAAAACCAAUCAACAAGAAAUGGAGUCCACAAUCGGGAGAGUUCUUGCAAACAUUCAAAGAACGACCACUAGAGUUGCACGUUGAAGAUAAUCGAUCACAUGAAUCUGUCGGUGUUAUACUUUUUGACAACUCUGAAGAAGAUAAUAUUGUCUGUAUCAACGAAUUGAUGGUGAACCGAAAAUUUGCAUACACUUAUGGGCUGUAUAUGUUCAACAACAAGUCUCCAAUGGAAGAACUCGUUCACAACAACAAGGACCCAUUGGAGAAACCAAAAAAGGCACCUAAGAAGCAAAACGCAAUCACUAUUCUUCAGCAGAACAAACCGAUACCCAAAAAGAGGGUAGAAGUGAGAGACAAAGGGCCGUUGAGAAUAGAAGCCAAGGUUGUGAACUACCAAUCGCCGGGACUGAUCUACGUGUCUCUGGUACACCAGAAGAAGCUGUUCCACGAGCUGUUUGAGAAGAUACAACAGCAUUACGCGGAUGUGACGAAUAACAGUGGUGAGAACAAGGAGUGGCAAGUCGGAGACCGAUGCUGCACUAUAUGUACGCAAUCGCGCACGUGGCGACGCGCAUCUGUACUCGCGAUCGAAGACGACAGCGCCAAGGUGUUCUACUCAGACUUCGGCUGUACAGAACGCGUGCCCCUCUCAGGCUUGAGAGAACUAGACCGACAGUUCACUGCGGUUGGCGACGCCGCCAUCUUGUGCCACUUGUCUGGAGUCAUUCCUGCAGGCGGCGACGACUGGCCGUCGAUGACCAAGGAGUACCUCAAAGAGUUGAUAGACGUGUACCAGAGACUGUAUAUCACCAAAGUCGGUGACUUCAAAGGCAAAAGCAUGCCCGUGGAACUGUGGGUGUAUCACACGACACCGGGCGGCGCACUGGAGCCCGACACAUCGGAAUGGCGGUGUCUGAAUAAAAAAAUCAUUGAACAGGGAUUGGCUUUGCCGGACAAGUUGAACCAAAUUCCGAAGGAGGAGGCAACAACCGGUGACAGUAACUCUGCCGCUGGGGACGAUGUACUAUCGUUUUUGAAUAUUACGGGAUCCAUUCACGACUGGCUACAAAUUGAGCCGAUGCCAAUGAAACCCCUCAGUGUUGACGCAGAACCUGAAACCAACAACAGUCAGUCAGUCAGUCAAUCCACAUGUGAAGAUGUGGAAAAGCAAGAACAACCGAAUAGCUCGAACACGGUAUACAUAACCGACUGGUUGCCUCCAAAGCCGCUUGAGUGUCAGGAAUUCACAGCCACACCAACAUUUGUCGAUGACAAUGGUGUGAUUUACCUCCACGACGUGUCACAGGAAGAGACGUUUGAUUUGAUCCGCAACGGACUAGAUGCGCGUUUUAAAGACCCAGAUCCCAAAGCGAAAUACGUAAAGUGGACCGUCGGCGAGCCUUGUAUCGCCAUGUUUUUUUUGGACAAAUGUUUCCACCGGGGCCGGGUUGUGGCAGUCAACUACGAAACAUCGACUUGCACCAUACAUUAUAUUGAUUAUGGGAACGAGGAUGAAUGCGCUUUCGAAAAUAUUAGAAAGAGCACUGCGCUUUAUCCGAUCCCGAUACAAGCGUACAAAUGCAUGCUCAAAGGCAUUCGGCCUGUAGGAAAAAAAUGGGAUCGAAUGACAUUGGAUUUUAUUCAUAAGAACAUUGUAGACAAACAAACCUUCGUCAAAGUGGCCGGUGAGCCAAUUGGGGGAAUUUUACCUAUUGAACUCAAAUGCGGCGAACUUUACUUGAACGAUCACCUGGUACAUUUAGAAAUGGCAGAAUACACAGACGAAGCUAGAAAUGUCGUACGACAAUUUAUCCCAACAACUGAGGGUAGUGAAACAAACACAGAAACAAAUUCCGGACCAGAUUACAUAAUAGAAGACAGUGACAUUGAAUCGGUAGAGUCGCAAGUACAGAUGAGGCCUUUUGAUCUAGAUGGCAAAAAUUGGUAUGAAAUCAUGCAGGAAGAUGAAAUGGAAUCUACGAGUACUAUAGGAAGAUACGUCACAUACACAUCUAUGACGGAAAGUGAAUUUUUGUGUCAUAUAAAAGUGUUGUAUGACAUUAAUAAGUUGGAAUUGAUUGUCAUGCAGGAUCAUGACACUACAGUGAUGUAUACGGAGAUGGAGGCACAAUUACAAAAGGACAGUAAUAAGCCUGCCAUAAAUGGCGUUUACGAGAACAAGGCAUGUUUAGUAUUAUUCCCACAAGACGGUCAAUGGUACCGGGCAAUGGUAUUACAAUACAGUGAAGCCAAAAAGCUCGUUAAAGUUAAAUAUGUCGAUUAUGGGAAAAUAGAAGUUACGUCAUUGGAGAAUUUGAGAGAAAUUGAUGAUGAUUAUUUAAAAUUACCUACUGCGACGUUAACUGCUACUUUAUAUGGAUACACGAUUAAUUCCAGCCUUGAUGAAAAAGUUGUCGCUGGAAAGUUUACAGAGACAUUUUUAAACAAAGAUCCUUUUCAUGUUAAAAUCAUAAAAAAUGAUGUCUUACCGAGUGUUGAACUCAAAGAUAUCGAUGGAAAGUUGGUGUAUGAGAAUCUCAUCACUGAAAACGUGCUUUUGCCAUGUGAUUGAAGGGAAAAAUUUAUUUUGUUUACCACUUUCAGAAUGAGUGCCAAAUCAUGCAUUUGACGAUUUUUAAAAUCUACGAUUUGCUAAUGAUCAAUAAUAAGAGAUUUUUAACAAUAUAUAUACAUGUAUUAGAUAAACCAAUAAGGUCCAACCGGAAAAAUCGGCCUUUUUUGUUGUGUUGGGACGAUGUAUUUUGGUUUUAUUUCGGCUCAGCCUCAAUUGGUUGAUUUUUCUUUAAGAGAUAAUGUCUAAUGUGAUAAUAUAUUGAUGAGUGUUCUUUCCAAAUUACAACUGCCAUCGCAUAUCUUUGCUUCUCGCGUUAAAAAAUAGUUAUUUAACGAUAUCUCCUUUCAGACUCAAUAUACGACAAAAAUGUUUUAGAGGCAAUUGAAGUUGAGAAAAUUUGCUAUUAUUUACAUCGCAUUAAUUUUUUUUCGGUAAUUUUAGUAGUUUCGGUGUAUGCCGCGCAAAGUACUUUAACAUGUGCUAUGGCUUACUACUAAUUUCCAUAUUACCUUGCGGUAAUAGAGUAAGCAUGGUAAACAUGAAUAAUCUUCAACACCGUUUUUCGUAUAUUUCUUGUGUAAAAUAUUUGUGCAUAAUUAUAUUAGCGUAUAACUUUGUAUUGGACUCCCCUCCCUUCUACAACAGAUCUUACACAAAAAUUUAAAUUCGGAAAGAUCACGUCAAAGUUAACUAUAAAAUGACCAAAUUUUCAAAUUCCUGGAUAACUUUCCUGGUAAACUAUCAGAUGUCUAGUAUAAGUAUUACAUAAAUGUAUGUAAAUAUAUUUUUUUAUGUUAUAGGCUUAUCAAUAUCUUCGAAAACGUGUAAAAUAUUCAUUUUGGGACCCUCCCAUUCCUUUACGUUACGCUCAAAUCGUCAGAUUUUUGAAAUGCACACAUUUUAGCUAUCAACUCACCUACCUAUCUUAUCUUAAUCUGAUGUGCUGUUUGAGUAUUUCUGAAGUUAGUUUUCUUUUUUGGUUGCCCUAAACGUACCCACCAAUAUUAAGGGCUCAUGCUUGGUGGAGGUACUCAACAACGUGCAAGGUAUACUCUCUUAUGUUCAUCUGCUCAGCUCGCUGCAAAUAUCCCAUCUUCGGCUCCCCUAAGGCUUUCAUAAGGAAGGGGAAAUUUUGUAAUAACAAUCGAGGUUUUAUACUAUAUAUGUGUACCGGCGAAAACUAACGCAACAGAACUUACGAGCGUGUCCAACAGAAUGUUCCGCAAGUGUCAUCACUUACCAUCAGGUGAAAUUGCAGUCAGGGCUAACUUGAAAAGAAUAAAAAAAAUGUGUCCCUACUCUAACACGUUUUUUAAGUUGUUGAUAAGCCUAUUAAAUGUCGAAAGACGAAAUGUUUUUAUUUUCUAUGUAGUUUGUGAAGAAUUUCGAAGUGAAGGUUUUCACUUUAAAAUCUUAUUUAUAGCUAUAAAGUUGAGUGAUAAAAGUCCCACUGUUAAAUGCUCUGCGAGCUUUGUUUAUAAUAUUUAGAAUUAACUUUUAAUUUUGUUUUCGUACCGUUAUAAAUAUAAAACGGAUAUCAGCA
Bicyclus anynana (squinting bush brown) is the source of this 6892-nucleotide messenger RNA. It is a transcript of the gene qin, whose product is annotated as RING finger protein 17. The coding region runs from base 241 to 5346 and encodes 1701 amino acids. The transcript is spliced from 24 exons. Gene Ontology annotation, molecular function: zinc ion binding. The record is from RefSeq and is a predicted model, not a curated record. NCBI's taxonomy places the organism in Eukaryota, Metazoa, Arthropoda, Insecta, Lepidoptera, Nymphalidae.